AUGUUUCUGUCCAAUUCUUUCUCUUCAUUCCAAUCAGACCUGGCAGAGAGUGACCUGGCAUAUACUCGAGCCAUAAUGGGCAGCGGAAAAGAAGACUACACUGGGAAAGAAGUGCUAAUCCUUGGAGGUGGUGAUGGGGGUAUACUAUACGAGAUAGUCAAACUGAAGCCAAAGAUGGUCACUAUGGUAGAGAUUGACCAAAUGGUGAUUGACGGGUGUAAAAAAUACAUGCGUAAAACAUGUGGAGAUGUCUUAGACAAUCUGAAAGGAGAGUGCUAUCAGGUUCUAAUUGAAGACUGUAUUCCCGUACUGAAGAGGUAUGCCAAAGAAGGAAGAAUGUUUGAUUAUGUAAUUAAUGAUCUGACAGCUGUUCCAAUCUCCACAUCUCCAGAAGAAGAUUCCACAUGGGAGUUUCUGCGAUUGAUUCUUGAUCUCUCAAUGAAAGUCUUGAAACAAGAUGGAAAAUAUUUCACACAGGGAAACUGUAUCAAUCUGACCGAUGCCUUGACUCUGUAUGAAGAACAGCUCAGCAGGCUCUAUUGUCCUGUGGAAUUUUCAAAAGAAAUCGUAUGCGUUCCCUCCUACAUGGAAUUAUGGGUAUUCUACACAAUUUGGAAGAAACAAGUGGAAGUUUGAAUAUCAAGGUUAUUCAAGAUUACCCGAAGCAUACAUGCUGCAUGGAGCAUAUAGGCCUGCCGCGUGCUGCAUAUUGGCAUCUUGAAACUUUAAAUUAUAUGCUGUAGAUGAUCCUGAAACUUAGUCAUGCUAUUGAUUGUGAAUUCUUUAAAUGUUUUUAUUAUUAUUUUAAUUUAAAAGGAAAUGGAAAAUGUAUAUUUUGAUGAGCUAGGGUGUUAUUUUUGAAAGUCAACGUAAAGAUGAAUAAGCAGCAAAACUAUAUAGCUGCUGAAUGCACUGAACCUUUAGAAUGUGAUCCUUUUUAUUUUUUUGUAGAACUUCACAAGCUGAUUGAUUAAAAAAAGACAUCUUUAGCCUUUCAUCCCAAAGGGUGGUCCAUGGAGUUUUUGUUUGCUGUUUCAUUUUCCCAUCAGAUUUUAACUGGUGCUUUUCAGGGAUAGAGGGGUGGUUCUUUUUUUUUUGUUUGUAGUUUGAAAAUAAACAUUGCAAUGCUUCCAUAUAGAAAAGAA
Tinamus guttatus (white-throated tinamou) is the source of this 1145-nucleotide messenger RNA. NCBI's taxonomy places the organism in Eukaryota, Metazoa, Chordata, Aves, Tinamiformes, Tinamidae. The record is from RefSeq and is a predicted model, not a curated record.